Molecule: messenger RNA, 4462 nt
Organism: Leguminivora glycinivorella
Lineage: Eukaryota; Metazoa; Arthropoda; Insecta; Lepidoptera; Tortricidae
Gene: dlg1
Product: disks large 1 tumor suppressor protein
Exons: 22
Coding region: 185-2854 (889 amino acids)
Biological process (GO): chemical synaptic transmission
Cellular component (GO): neuron projection; neuromuscular junction; postsynaptic density membrane
Molecular function (GO): kinase binding
Source: RefSeq, a predicted model, not a curated record
UUAUCUUCUAAAUGUUUUCACAGUACGAACCAUAUGUGCCGUUAAAAUGUAUCCAGCUGUGAUUAAAACUGUUUAAAAUGUACUAUAUCUUCAGUUUAAUGGUUUAAAUAAUUUUUAGUUGUUUUAUUUUUCUCGGAGGUGUAUUUUAUAGGUUCGGAAAAUUACAUUAAGGGGUGGUGCCGUGAUGCCCGUUCGUAAGCAAGAAGCCCACCGAGCAUUGGAACUGCUGGAAGACUACCACAGCAAACUAGUGAAACCCAAUGACCGGCAACUGCGACUUGCGAUCGAAAGAGUCAUCAGAAUUUUUAAAUCACGCCUCUUUCAAGCUCUUCUUGAUAUUCAAGAAUUCUACGAGUUAACGCUACUCGAUGACACCAAAUCAAUCCAGCAGAAGACGGCGGAGACCAUCCGCAUCGCCAACAAGUGGGAGGCGGAUGGCACCCGUCGGGAAAUUCAGUCGGAAGAAAGCGAUUACAGAUCGGUCUCCAAUGCCUUCCUACAAGACAGCAACCGGAAAUCAGAUCGCAGUAGCUAUACACCAGAUUCAGCAAAGAUGGAAAUCGUGCAGUCGAUGGCCCCGGAUAGUGGAGAGAUUCAAGAAAAAAAGGCUCAUGUUACAACACCUGAAAUGAAGCAGUUACAGGUAAAUGGAAUUGAGGGUGGUGGUCCAGAACGUACCACAGGCGAAGAUGGGAGCGUAUACUUGACCGUAGUGUUGUCGCGGGCGGGCGGCGCCGGGCUAGGGUUCAGCAUCGCCGGGGGCUCCGACAACCCGCACAUCGGCGACGACCCGCACAUCUACGUCACCAAGUUGAUACCGGGGGGCGCAGCCGCCGCUAGUCAGUUACAGAUUAAUGACGCCAUAUUACAAGUUAAUGAUACAAAUGUAGAAAAUGUGACACAUGCUGAAGCAGUUGACGCACUGAAAAAGGCAGGGAAUACUGUGAGACUGAAAAUAAAACGGCCCGGCACGGAAGACACCACAAACACAUCUCAAAGUAAUAAAGAGGAAGCAGUGGAGAUAGAACUAGUGAAAGGGGGUUCAGGGUUGGGAUUCAGCAUAGCGGGUGGCGUGGGCAACCAGCACAUACCCGGGGACAACGGCAUCUAUGUCACGAAGAUUAUGGCCGGCGGUGCGGCGCACCGCGACGGGCGGCUGCGCGUGGGCGACAAGCUACUCAUGGUUAAGAAUACCUCUCGGGGUGACGUGGACCUGGACAACGUGACGCACGAGGACGCCGUGGCGGCGCUGAAGGCGUCGGGCGAGCGCGUGCAGCUGGUGCUGGUGCCGGGCCCGCGCCACUCGCUCCCGCCCGGCCAGCCCUCGCCGCGCAGCUCGCGCGCCAACACGCCGUCGAGCGUCGCGGCAUCGCUUCGGCGGGAGGAGGCGCCGGACGGGCCCGGGGCGGAGGAGCCGCGCGUGGUGGAGCUGGAGAAGGGCGGGCAGGGGCUGGGGUUCAACAUCGUGGGCGGCGAGGACGGCCACGGCAUCUACGUGUCCUUCCUGCUGGCCGGCGGGCCCGCCGAGCGCUCGGGCGAGCUGCGCCGCGGCGACCGCCUGCUCGCCGUCAACGACACCGACAUCACCAGCGCCACCCACGAGCAGGCCGCUAAAGCUUUAAAGGGAACGGGACAGAAUGUAAAGUUGACAGUUGUAUAUAGACCACAAGAGUACAACAAAUUCGAAGCUCGAAUCAAUGAACUGAAACAGCAUCACACACUUUUGCGGACGUCACAGAAACGAUCCUUGUAUGUCAGAGCACUUUUCGACUACGACCCAAUAAGGGACGACGGGCUACCCUCGCGGGGGCUUCCAUUCCGAUACGGCGACAUUCUGCACGUUACGAACGCGUCCGACGACGAGUGGUGGCAAGCCAGACGGCUUGACACGACGGAUCCCGACGCCAUCGGCAUCAUUCCGUCGAAGAAGCGCUGGGAGCGCAAGCAGCGCGCGCGAGACCGCCAGGUCAAGUUCCAGGGCCAGGGCACGCCCGUCAGCACUAGCCAAUCAACUUUAGAAAGAAAAAAACGGACCUUGUCCUUUAGCAGGAGAUUCCCCUUCAUGAAGAGCAGAGACGACGGCAAAUCUGAAGACGGAUCCGACCAGGAACCUUUCAUGCUUUGUUAUACACAAGAGGACACUAACGCCGAUGGGGAAAUCUUGUACCGAGUGGAACUUCCCAUGAUGGAGGAGAUAACGCUCAUUUAUCUCGAGGACGAGAGUCAAGACGAGACGGUGUUGUCGUACGAGACGGUGCAGCAGCUGACGAUCUCGUACACGCGGCCGGUCAUCAUCCUGGGCCCGCUGAAGGACCGCAUCAACGACGACCUCAUAUCCGAGUUCCCGGACAAGUUCGGCAGCUGCGUGCCCCACACUACACGACAACGGCGCGACUACGAAGUGGACGGACGCGACUAUCACUUCGUAGGCAGCCGAGAGCAGAUGGAGAGGGACAUACAGAACCAUCUGUUCAUCGAGGCGGGCCAGUACAACGACAACCUGUACGGCACCUCCGUCGCUUCCGUCAGAGAGGUCGCCGAGAAGGGUAAACACUGCAUUUUAGACGUGAGCGGAAAUGCCAUUAAGAGAUUGCAAGUGGCACAACUUUAUCCCAUAGCCAUAUUUAUUAAACCAAAGAGUGUAGAAUCUAUAAUGGAAAUGAAUAAGCGGAUGACUGAAGAACAGGCAAAGAAGACUUUCGAGCGCGCCCUGAAGAUGGAACAGGAGUUCGCCGAAUACUUUACUGCGGUGGUGACGGGCGACACGCCGGAGGAGAUCUACUCGAAGGUGAAGGCCGUGAUCACGGCGGAGAGCGGGCCCAGCGUGUGGGUGCCGCGCCGCGAGCCGCUGUAGCGCGCGCCGGCAGCGCCCGGGCCGGCGCCGGGCCCCGAGCAAUAACUAGAACCGCGCCGGCGUGAUCCGUUCGAGUCGCCUUUAUAGUUUAACGAGUAGCCGCCGCUUCCUCGAUACCCCUUCCCGGAGUUCGUUUAGCGUAAGUUACCGUUUUAAAUAUCUACUUAAUGUAAAUUAUCACUCGUGCGUAAAGUUGACCAAUGACUCGCUAAUCGUUGUAGUAUGUGCACUACGCUUAAGUUUAUCGUGCGGAUCUAUUGACUAGCGAUAGUGUCGACCGAUCGCGGUGUUUGUAUCGAGUUGUACCCUUAUUUAUUAUAUCUAUACUAAUUUUAGUCACUCGGAGAGUCCCACUAAUAAAUAAUUAUGCGCUUCGAUCGACUACCUAUGUAAAUUGAUUGUAUAUUAAACAAAUUAAAAAAUGUAUUAUCAUGUUAAUUUACUCAGGUUGCUAGAUACGUUUUGAAUCUUCGUCAUGUUAUUGAAGUUUAAUAAUAGUGAAGUUAUUACUAUUACUUGACGUGUCACGGUGCACCGGUGAUGUUGACAUAGUGUAAUAAUUACGAGCUAGUGUUAUGGACUAGUGUAAUCUAGGAGUAGCCCCACGCCCACCUCACGCGCCCACGGCUAGGCUAAGUCGUUGCAUUAUCAGGAUUAUUUGCUCAAGCGGCAAACUACCGUAGCCACUGAAUCUCAUGACAUAUUCUGCACUCUAAUGUCCUCCUCGACACAUUAGGCGCGGUGCGAGUUGUUUGUUGAUCAUUUUUAUAGUAAGCAAUUGUGUUAUCUGGUGUGAAGUGUCUCACCAAUUUAAAUAGUAUUUGACAUUUAUUUAUUGAGAAUUUUAUUUUCUUACUGAAUAAUAGAAUGACCAUCUGCAAAUAUGGCACGAAGCGCACUGUGGAUGCAAUACUUUACUGUUAUAUCGACUUAUGUGGCUUCAUUUUAUUGCAUAAUGUAAUGGAAUACUGGGAAACCCAUAAAUAUUCCCAUCGUACUUAAACUAGUUUUAAGUUUGAUGUGUUAAAUAGCUAUUAUUUUCAUGACAAAUAUUAUCUACCGAUAUUAUAAACAGUAACGGAGGAAGGAAUUGCGACUAGCUUUAAUUGUAAUUAUGCGCUGCAUUCGCCUCGUCGGUCCUGUAUAGCUACCUGCCAAAGAUAUCAAUAAAUUAGCAAUACAUCGUCUUUCAAAUUGUAAUUGGUCUUUCAAUAAAAUUCAAGUUUUAUUAUACUUAGAUUUAGGUAGUUGCGAUAGCUAGUCGUAAUUCCUUGAUGGUUAUAUUGGUUAUCAAAUCUUGAUAUAAUGUAUAUAACAGUUCAAAACUAUGUAAUAGAACUAUUCUAAUUUAUUUUAACAUGUGACUACUGUAUUAACAAUUAUUUUAAUGGAAAUGUUUUAUUUUAAUAGGUAUUUAUUUUAUUUUAUCGCGUUAAGUAGGUAUUGAAUUAAUCAAGCAUGCUAUCCUGUGUAAAUUAUUAAUUUAGAGUCAUUAUUAAUGCAGUCUUAACAUUUUAUUAGGUACCCAUAUUUGCAGAUGUACAAUGUUUAUGAGUUAGUGAUGUUCAAUAGACUAGUUUGAAUAAAAAUUAUUUACGUUGAAAAUUC